AUGGACGAUAUAGGCAGGCAAAUAGUAGUUCGCUUGAGUAACAUAAUAGAUUUGGUUGCUGUAGAGGGGAUAUAUCAUUUAAUUUGUUAUAAGAAUUUAAUGCGCGAUACUCCAGGCUCUUCCAAAGAUUCACAAGGAAAAGAUGGAAGGCAAUCUGCCUUUUUAAAAUUGUGUAGCUAUAUGGAAAGCUCUGACGAUUGUCAAUUUUCACUUGGGAAGCUUGCUGAAAAAUUUGAAGAAUUUUGUGACACCAAAGAAAGUUAUGUACGUAGAUGGGUAAGAGAAAAACUGCAACGUCACUUUGGCGAAAAAAUUACAGUUACUGGACUUCAAGCAAAAGAUACUAUUAUCACAUUACCCAAACUAAAAAAAUGUUUAACUGCUCAAGAAAUAAGUUAUUUCGGACAGAUCCCUAUUAAAUUGUAUAAAAAAAGUAAAUCAGGGAUCGAAAAGGUGAAAGUAGCCAAAGUUUCGGUAGAAGCAACAGACUUAACUAAAUCAAAUGUUCUAAAUUCGAUAAAACUAGACAUUUUGUGGGCCUCUGGGUAUUGCCUAAGUAACUGCUCUACCCCGAAUUGGAACGGAUUCAUGUCGUUAGUUCUAGAAUGGACAAAACCAUUUGAGAAGUCCAAAAUAGUGACGUUACCAUUCAUAAACUUAAGUCCAAGUGAUCUUUCUACCAUAUAUACAGCCUUGGAAUUUGCAUUAUCAGAGACCAGAAAAAGUCACCAACGGAGUUGUAUAGUUACGUUCGACCAGCCACUAUUCCAGAAAGCGUCAGAAAUAGUGUACGCAGAGGAAAUGCCUACAAUUUUAAGACUGGGCGGCUUUCACCUGCUUAUGUGUUUCAUGCGUGUCGUGGGGUUUAUUAUGACAGGAUCAGGAUUGGAAGAUUUGUGGACACAGAUCUAUGCUAGAGUAACUGUUUCUCAUAUGGUCAUAUGGUAG
This is a messenger RNA of Ceutorhynchus assimilis (cabbage seed weevil), 948 nucleotides long. NCBI's taxonomy places the organism in Eukaryota, Metazoa, Arthropoda, Insecta, Coleoptera, Curculionidae. The record is from the annotation of a GenBank genome assembly.